AAGCUCUCGGUUGCCGUAAUUUUGAGCCGAUUUUUUUUUCGCAAUUUUUUAUUCUGCCUCAGCUGAUGUUUGCGCCAGCAUGUCGCGGAGGAAACAAGCGAAGCCGCAGCAUUUCCAAUCCCAGCCCGAGCUGGCCUCGAGGGCGCAGCGCAAUGGUGAGUCCUCAGCCCGGUCCGCCGAGCGGAUCCCCCCGGAUUCCCUUCCCCAGAUCCCUCCUCCGAUCCCUUGCCUCCCUGAGCCUUGUGUUGCAGGGAAAGAGAAGAAACUUACCUUGGGAAGGAGGGAGGGAGGGGACCGGAGAGGAAGAAAGAGAGAGAGAGAGAGGAGGCUGGAAAAGAAGAAGAAAGGGGGAAAGAGAAAGAGAAGGAGGAGAGAGAGUAAAGGAAGUGAGAGAGAGAGAGAGAAAGAAAGAAGGCUGGAAAAGAAGGGAAGAGGAUCAGCUGGACUUUUUGGAAGAAGAAGAAAGGGGGAAGGAGAAGGACGAGGAGAGAAAAGGAAAGAGAGAGAAAGAAAGAAAGAAAGCUGGAAAAGAAGGGAAGAGGAUCAGCUGGACUUUUUGGAAGAAGAAGAAAGGGGGAAGGAGAAGGACGAGGAGAGAGAAAAGGAAGUGAGAGAGAAGGAAAGAGAGAGAAAGAAAGAAAGAAAGCAAGCUGGAAAAGAAGGGAAGAGGAUCAGCUGGACUUUUUGGAAGAACAAGAAAGAGGGAAGGAGAAGGAGGAGGAGAGAGAAAAGGAAGUGAGAGAGAAGGAAAGAGAGAGAGAGAGAAAGAAAGAAGGCUGGAAAAGAAGGGAAGAGUAUCAGCUGGACUCUUUGGAAGAACAAGAAAGAGGGAAGGAGAAGGAGGAGGAGAGAGAAAAGGAAGUGAGAGAGAAGGAAAGAGAGAGAGAGAGAAAGAAAGAAGGCUGGAAAAGAAGGGAAGAGUAUCAGCUGGACUCUUUGGAAGAACAAGAAAGAGGGAAGGAGAAGGAGGAGGAGAGAGAAAAGGAAGUGAGAGAGAAGGAAAGAGAGAGAGAGAAAGAAAGAAGGCUGGAAAAGAAGGGAAGAGUAUCAGCUGGACUCUUUGGAAGAACAAGAAAGAGGGAAGGAGAAGGAGGAGGAGAGAGAAAAGGAAGUGAGAGAGAAGGAAAGAGAGAGAGAGAAAGAAAGAAGGCUGGAAAAGAAGGGAAGAGGAUCAGCUGGACUCUUUGGAAGAACAAGAAAGAGGGAAGGAGAAGGAGGAGGAGAGAGAAAAGGAAGUGAGAGAGAAGGAAAGAGAGAGAGAGAGAAAGAAAGAAGGCUGGAAAAGAAGGGAAGAGUAUCAGCUGGACUCUUUGGAAGAACAAGAAAGAGGGAAGGAGAAGGAGGAGGAGAGAGAAAAGGAAGUGAGAGAGAAGGAAAGAGAGAGAGAGAAAGAAAGAAGGCUGGAAAAGAAGGGAAGAGUAUCAGCUGGACUUUUUGGAAGAAGAAGAAAGAGGGAAGGAGAAGGACGAGGAGAGAGAAAAGGAAGUGAGAGAGAAGGAAAGAGAGAGAGAGAAAGAAAGAAAGAAAGCUGGAAAAGAAGGGAAGAGGAUCAGCUGGACUUUUUGGAAGAACAAGAAAGAGGGAAGGAGAAGGACGAGGAGAGAGAAAAGGAAGUGAGAGAGAAGGAAAGAGAGAGAGAGAGAGAAAGAAAGAAAGAAAGCUGGAAAAGAAGGGAAGAGGAUCAGCUGGAGUUUUUGGAAGAAGAAGAAAGAGGGAAGGAGAAAGAGAAGGAGAAGGAGGAGAGAGAGAAAAGUAAGGAAGCGGAUCAGCUGGAGUUUUGGAAGGGGAAGAAAGAGGGAAGGAGAAAGAAAAGUAGAAGGACGAGGAGAGAGAAAAGGAAGUGAGAGAGAAGGAAAGAGAGAGAGAAAGAAAGAAAGCUGGAAAAGAAGGGAAGAGGAUCAGCUGGAGUUUUUGGAAGAAGAAGAAAGGGGGAAGGAGAAAGAGAAGGAGGAGAGAGAGAAAAGGAAGUGAGAGAGAAGGAGAGAGAGAGAGAGAAAGAAAGGAGUUUUUGGAAGAAGAAAGAGGGAAGGAGAAAGAAAAGGAGAAGGAGGAGGAGAGAGAAAAGGAAGCGAGAGAGAAGGAAAGAGAGAAAGAGAAAGAGAGAAAGAAAGAGGAUCAGCUGGAGUUUUUGGAAGAAGAAGAAAGAGGGAAGGAGAAAGAGAAGGAGGAGAGAGAGAAAAGGAAGCGAGAGAGAAGGAGAGAGAGAGAAAGAAAGAAGGGAGUUUUUGGAAGAAGAAGAAGAAAGGGGAAAGGAGAAGGAGGAGAGGGAGAAAAGUAAGGAAGAGGAUCAGCUGGAGUUUUUGGAAGAAGAAGAAAUGAGGAAGGAGAAAGAGAAGGCGAAGGAGAGAGAAAAGGAAGCGAGAGAGAAGGAAAGAGAGAGAGAGAGAAAGAGAGAAAGCUGGAGUUUUUGAAGGAAGAAGAAAGAGGGAAGGAGAAAGAGAAGGAGGACAGAGAGAAAAGGAAGCGAGAGAGAAGGAAAGAGAGAGAGAAAGAAAGAAAGAAGGCUGGAAAAGAAAGGAAGAGGAUCAGCUGGAGUUUUUGGAAGAAGAAGAAAGAGGGAAGGAGAAGGAGGAGAGAGAGAAAAGUAAGAAAGCGGAUCAGCUGGAGUUUUGGAAGGGGAAGAAAGAAGGAGAAGGAGAGAUAGAGGGGGAAAGAGAGAGAAAGAAAGAGAGGAGGCUGGAAAAGAAGGGAAGGGGGUCAGAUGGAGUCUUGGAAAAGGAAGAAAGGGGGAAGGAGAAAGGGAAAGAGAGAGAGAGAGAGCAAGCUGGAAAAGAAGGGAAGAGAAUCAGCUGGAGUUUUGGAAGGGGAAGAAAGAGGGAAGGAGAAAGAGAAGGAGAAGGACGAGGAGAGAGAAAAUGAAGUGAGAAAGAAGGAGAGAGAGGGAGGGAGAGAGAGCGAAAGAAAGCUGGAAAAGAAGGGAAGAUGAUCAGCUGGAGUUUUGGAAGAAGAAAGGGGGGAGGGAGAAAAAGAGAAGAGGAAGAGAGAGAACAGAAAGGAAGUGGGUCAGCUGGAGUUUUGGAAGAAGAAGAAAAAGAAAGGAGGAAGAAAAGGAGGAGGAGGAGAGAAAAGGAAGUGAGAGAGAAGAAAGAAGGAAAGAGAGGAGGCUGGAAAAGAAGGGAAGGAGGUCAGAUGGAGUUUUUGGAAAAGAAGAAAGGGGGAAGGAGAAAGAGAAGAGGAAGAGAGAGAACAGAAAGGAAGUGGAUCAGAUGGAGUUUUGGAAGGGGAAGAAAGAGGGGAAGGAGAAAGAGAAAGGGAGGAAGGAAAGAAAGAAAGAAAGAAAGAAAGAAAGAAAGAAAGAAAGAAAGAAAGAAAGAAAGAAAGAAAGAAAGAGGAGGCUGGAAAAGAAGGGAAAAGGGUCAGCUGGAGUGUUGGAAGAGGAAGAAAGGGGGAAGGGAGGAAAAACAGACAAGGAAGAGAGAAUAGAAAGGAAGCGGAUCAGUUCGAGUUUUGAAGGAGGAAGAAAGGGGGAAGGAGAAAGAGAAGGAGGAGAGAGAAAAGUAAGGAAGCGGUUCAGCUGGAGUUUUGGAAGAGAAAAAAGGGGGAAGGAGAAAGCGAAAGAGAGAAGGAAAGAAAUAAAGAAGGAAGGAAGGAAAGAAAGAGAGAGGGCUGGAAAAGAAGGGAAGCGGAUCAGCUGGAGUUUUGGAAAAGGAAGAAAGGGGGAAGGAGAAAGCGAAAGAGAAGGAGGAGAGAGAAAAGAAUGGAAGUGAAUCAGCUGGAGUUUUGGAAGAAGGAGAAAGGGGGAAGGGGGAAAGAGAGAGAAGGAAGAGAGAGAGAAGAGAAAGGAAGCGGGUCAGCUGGAGUUUUUUCUGAAAGGGGAAAAGGGGGAAGGAGAAAGGAAAACAGGAGGAGAGAGAAGAGAAAGGAAGCGGAUCAGCUGGAGUUUUUGGAAGUGGAAAAAAGGGAAAGGAGAAAGCGAAAGGAAGAAGAAAAGAGAGAAGGCUGAAAAAGAAGGGAGGUUGGUCAGCUGGAGCUUUGGAAGAAGGAGAAAGUGGGAAGGAGAAAGAGAAGGAGAGAGAGAACAGAAAGGAAGUGGAUCAGCUGGAGUUUUGGAAGGGGAAGAAAAGGGGAAAGAGAAGGAGGAGGGAGAAAACAGAAAGGAAGCGGUUCAGCUGGAGUUUUUGGAAGUGGAAAAGGGGAAGGAGAAAGCGGAAGAGAGAAAGAAAGAAGGAAAGAAAGAAAGAGAGAAGGCUGAAAAAUAAUGUAAGGAGUUUUUGAAAGAGGAAGAAAGGGGGAAAGGAAAGAGAAAGAGGAGAUAAACAAAAAAGAACUGUGUUGUCGAAGGCUUUCAUGGCCGAGAUCACAGGGAUGUUGUAUGUCUUUCGGGCUGUGUGGCCAUGUUCCAGAAGUACUCUCUCCUGACGUUUCGCCCACAUCUAUGGCAUACCUCACAACCUCUGAGGAUGCUUGCCAUAGAUGUGGGCGAAACGUCCGGAGAGAAUACUUCUGGAACAUGGCCACACAGCCCGAAAGACAUACAACAACCCAAAAAAGAAGUGGAUCAGCUAGAGUUUGGAAAGGGAAAGAGGAAAAGAGAGAGAGAAAGAAAGAAGUAAAGAAAGAAGCAAAGAAAAAAGGAAAAGAACGGAAGUGGAUCAGCUGGAGUUUUGGAAGAGGAAAAAGGAGGGAGAAAGGGAAAGAGAAAGGAGAGAGAAAAGUAAGGCAGGGAUCAGCUGGAGUUUUGGAAGAGGAAAAAGGAGGAAGGAGAAAGGGAAAGAAAGAAGAGAGAAAAGUAAGGCAGGGAUCAGCUGGAGUUUUGGAAGAGGAAAAGGAGGAAGGAGAAAGGGAAAGAAAGAAGAGAGAAAAGUAAGGCAGGGAUCAGCUGGAGUUUUGGAAGAGGAAAAGGAGGAAGGAGAAAGGGAAAGAAAGAAGAGAGAAAAGUAAGGCAGGGAUCAGCUGGAGUUUUGGAAGAGGAAAAGGAGGAAGGAGAAAGGGAAAAAGAAAGGAGAGAGAAAAGUAAGGCAGAGAUCAGCUGGAGGUUUGGAAGAGGAAAACAGGAGGAAGGAGAAAGAGGAAAGAGAAAGGUAAGGAGUUUUUGGACGAGGAAAAGGGGGAAGGGAGAAAAGGAAGGAAAGAGAAGGAAGAGAACAGAAAGGAUCAGCUGUAGUUUGGAAAGGAGAAAAAGAAGGAGGAGAGAGAGGAAUCGGAUCAGUUGGAGUUUUGGAAGGGGGAAGGGAGGAACAGAAAGAGGGAGAGAAGGAGCCCAAGGAGAGAAGAAGCAGAAAGAAAGAACGAGAAAAUGUUGAAGCCGGUCAGCUGGAUUAUUGGUGGGUCUUGGGUCUCCUUCUCUACAAUCCGGAUCUGUUCCUGGAUCUCUGGCGAGGAUCCCGCCCCCUCUUUUCCUUCCUUCCUUCUUUCCCUCCCCUUCCUUCCCACUCAGGUGGGAGUUUUUGCGUGGAAAUUGAGCUCUUUCCUGACUUUCCCCCCCUUUCAAACUCCCUUUCGAGUUACUUUCCGCCUUCUCUGGGCCCUAUAUCCCAGGCUCUGAUCCCAGGUUUUCUCUUUAUCCCAGAUUAUCUGGCAGUGGAGACUCAUAUAAUCCACUUGAAAGUAGAAAACCUGGGAUAUAGGUCCUGUCUGUUGCUUCGACUUCAAGCUUGUGCUGGAACUUUGCGGACUUUUUUCCCCCUCCUUCUCUCCUCCUUUCCUUCACACUUGAUUGUAAAACAGGGAAGGAAAGAGGGAUAAGAAAAGGAGGGCAGAAGGAAAGAGCAGGGAAAUGAAGGGAAGAAAGAAUCAUAGGAGUUGGAAAAGACCUCCCAGUCCAAUCCCAUUCUGCCAAGAAGCAGGAAAAUGGCAUUCAAAACACCCCCGACUGUGCUUCAAAGCUUCCACCACACUCUGAGGCAGAGAGUUCCACUGCUGAACAGCCCUCACAGUGAGGAAGUUCUUCCUCAUGUUCAGGUGGAAUCUCCUUUCGUUCCUGUAGUUUGAAGUCAUUGUUUCGAGUCCUAGUUUCCAGGGCAGCACAACAAGGAAAGAAGGAAUUGAAGAAGAAGGAAAGAAAAGGGGAAAGAAGGGAGGAAAGAAAGAAAGGAGGACAGAAGGAAGGAAGGCUAGAAGAGAAGAAGGAAAGAAGGUAAGGAAGUGAGAAGGAAAGAGGAGGAAGGAAGGAAAGAAAGAAGGAAUGAAUUGAAGAAGGAAAGAGAAGGGAAAGGAAGGAAGGGAAGAGAGGAGAAAGGGAGGAAAGAAGGGAAGGAAGAAGGAAAGAAAAGGGGAAGGAAAGGAAUAAAGGAGUAAAGGAAGGAGGACAGAAGGAAGGAAGGCUAGAAGAGAAGAAGGAAAGAAGGUAAGGAAGUGAGAAGGAAAGAGGAGGAAGGAAGGAAAGAAAGAAGGAAUGAAUUGAAGAAGGAAAGAGAAGGGAAAGGAAGGAAGGGAAGAGAGGAGAAAGGGAGGAAAGAAGGGAAGGAAGAAGGAAAGAAAAGGGGAAGGAAAGGAAUAAAGGAGUAAAGGAAGGAGGACAGAAGGAAGGAAGGCUAGAAGAGAAGAAGGAAAGAAGGUAAGGAAGUGAGAAGGAAAGAGGAGGAAGGAAGGAAAGAAAGAAGGAAUGAAUUGAAGAAGGAAAGAGAAGGGAAAGGAAGGAAGGGAAGAGAGGAGAAAGGGAGGAAAGAAGGGAAGGAAGAAGGAAAGAAAAGGGGAAGGAAAGGAAUAAAGGAGUAAAGGAAGGAGGACAGAAGGAAGGAAGGCUAGAAGAGAAGAAGGAAAGAAGGUAAGGAAGUGAGAAGGAAAGAGGAGGAAGGAAGGAAAGAAAGAAGGAAUGAAUUGAAGAAGGAAAGAGAAGGGAAAGGAAGGAAGGGAAGAGAGGAGAAAGGGAGGAAAGAAGGGAAGGAAGAAGGAAAGAAAAGGGGAAGGAAAGGAAUAAAGGAGUAAAGGAAGGAGGACAGAAGGAAGGAAGGCUAGAAGAGAAGAAGGAAAGAAGGUAAGGAAGUGAGAAGGAAAGAGGAGGAAGGAAGGAAAGAAAGAAGGAAUGAAUUGAAGAAGGAAAGAGAAGGGAAAGGAAGGAAGGAAAGAGAGGAGAAAGGGAGGAAAGAAGGGAAGGAAGAAGGAAAGAAAAGGGGAAGGAAAGGAAUAAAGGAGUAAAGGAAGGAGGACAGAAGGAAGGAAGGCUAGAAGAGAAGAAGGAAAGAAGGUAAGGAAGUGAGAAGGAAAGAGGAGGAAGGAAGGAAAGAAAGAAGGAAUGAAUUGAAGAAGGAAAGCGAAGGGAAAGGAAGGAAGGGAAGAGAGGAGAAAGGGAGGAAUAAAGGAAGGAAAGAAGGGAAGAAAAGGGUAAGGAAGGGAAUAAGGGAGUAAAGGAAGGAAGACAGAAGGACGGAAAGAGAGGAGGAAGGAAAAGGAGGACAGAUGGAAGGAAAGGGGAAGAAGGAAGGGUAGAAGAGAAGAAAGAAGGCAAGGAAGUGAGAAGGAAAGGGGGGAAAGAAGGAAUGAAUUGAAGAAGAAAAGAGAAGGGAAAGGAAGGAAUGGAAGAGAGGAGAAAGGGAGGGAUAAAGGAAUGAAAGGAGGAACGAAGGGAAGGAAGAACAGAAAAGGGGAGGAAGGGGGACAGAAGGGAGGAAAGAGAGGAGAAAGGGAGGAAGGAAGGAAAGAGAGGAGGUAGGAAGGAACUGAAGAAAGAAAAACAAGGGAAAGGAAGGAAUGGAAGAAGGAAAGAGAGGGUAGAAAGAAGGGAGGAAGGAAUUGAGGAAGGAAAGAGAAGAGAGAGAAAGGAAGGGAAGAAGGAAGGAAAGGAACUGAGAAGGGAAGAGAGGGGAAAGGAAGGGAAGAAAGAAUGGAGGAAGAAAUUGAAGAUGAAAAGAAAAGAGAGAGGAAGGAAGGGAAGAAGGAAGGAAAGAAGGAAUUGAGAAGGGAAGAGAGGAAGGGAAGAAACAAGGGAGGAAGAAAUUGAAGAUGGAAAGAGAAGGGAGAGGAAGGAAGGGAUGAAGGAAAUGAGAAGGAAAGAGAGGAGAAAGGAAGGAAGGGAGGAAGGGAAGGAUGAAGGAAAGAGAAGAGAAAAGAAAGAAGGAAGGAAGGAAGGAAAGAAAAGUAAGAAAUGAAGCGAGGCGUGAGGGAGAUGAAUUUUCGGCCUUUAGGGGAGAAGAGGAGAUUGGUUUCCCGGCUGGAAUCCGAAGCGAGUUUCGGCUCCUUUUCCUUCUUUCUUUCCUUCCUUCCUUCUCCUUCUUUCUCUCUCUCUCUUCCUUCCAGCCUCUUGGCUUCUCCUCUCCUGUCUUCUCGGGGAAACCUGAAGCGGUCGUGGGUUCGAAAUAGGCGGAAAAAGGGGUUGGAGAAAGAGAGCCCCGCUGCGUGGAUAUAGCUAGCUAGCUGUGCCUACGAAUCCGGAUUAUUAAAUCGCGAUUGAGGAAGGAAUUGGGGGGGGGGGGGUUGACUUGAGCGAAUGAAGAGAGUGGGCCACCUCUUUUUAGGGGGGGGGGGAGAUACGUGUGUCUUUUGCCCCGAAUCCCUUGAAAGAAGCAGCAGCUCCCACAACUCCCAUUCCUCACGGAGAAGACCAGAAAGAAAAGGAAGGCGAGGAGACACGCAGAAGGGUCAAACAAAUCGAAUCACCAAGACGAAGGAUGCCCACGUCUGUGGCAGAUGCUGCGCCGAGUUCUUUGAACUAUCGGAUCUCCUACAACACAAAAAGAACUGUACUAAAAAUCAAUUAGUUUUAAUUGUGAAUGAAAAUCCAGUUCCUGCUUCUGAGACCUUCCCUCCUCCUAGCUCCCCUACUGAUAAUCCCAAUGAGCAGAGGAAUGACACAGUUAAUAACAUGGAUCAAGUAGACCGCAGCGACCUUUCCGAGCAUAACAACAAACUUGACAAGGAGGAAUCCAUGGACGUGGAGGCUUCCAGCGUUAGCAAGACUACUAGCGGUACUUCUCCAAAUGUCAACAAUAGUAUUGCAAGCAGUAACGGCUCCACAGCGGGUACCUCAGCUGUAACAACCUCUCUACCUCAACUAGGGGAUCUGACAACGCUGGGCAACUUCUCUAUGAUCAAUAGCAACGUCAUCAUUGAAAACCUGCAGAGCACGAAAGUGGCGGUCGCUCAGUUCUCCCAGGAAGCCCGGUGCAACGGGGCCUCGGCGAGCAAGUUGGCCGUCCCAGCCCUCAUGGAGCAGUUGCUGGCUUUGCAGCAGCAGCAGAUCCACCAGUUGCAAUUGAUUGAACAAAUUCGUCACCAAAUAUUAUUGCUGGCAUCCCAGAAUGCAGACCUGCCAGUGUCUCCGAGUCCCUCUCAGAGUACAUUACGAACAUCUGCCAACCCUUUGUCCACAUUAAGUUCCCAUUUAUCCCAGCAGCUGGCUGCAGCGGCUGGAUUGGCGCAAAGCCUAGCCAGUCAGUCUGCCAGUAUCAGUGGUGUGAAGCAACUGCCCCCUCUCCAGCUACCUCAGAGCAAUCCUGGCAACACUAUGAUUCCAUCCAGUAGUGGCUCACCUCCAAAUAUUAACCUAUCUACCACAGCAGCGGAAACACCGUCCUCCGAUAAAGUGACAACAAAUACUGGUGGCUCUCAGCUUGGCAAUCCACCAGUGACUGCAUCGUCAUCACCAGCUUUUGCAAUAAGCAGUUUGUUAAGCCCUGUAUCAAACCCUCUUCUACCUCAACCCACUCCUAGCAACUCUGUGUUCCCUAACCCUUUGUCCAACGUUGGGACGCCUGCAGAGGACUUGAGUUCCUUGGCUGCUUUGGCCCAGCAGAGAAAAAGUAAGCCACCCAACCUGACCGCCUUCGAAGCAAAAACUACUUCCGAGGAAGCGUUCUUUAAGCAUAAAUGCAGGUUCUGUGCAAAAGUGUUUGGGAGCGACAGUGCCUUGCAGAUCCAUUUACGUUCUCACACUGGGGAGAGGCCGUUCAAGUGCAACAUUUGUGGGAACAGGUUUUCCACCAAGGGGAAUUUGAAAGUCCACUUCCAGCGUCAUAAAGAAAAAUACCCUCACAUUCAAAUGAACCCGUAUCCGGUGCCGGAACAUCUGGACAACAUUCCUACAGGGACAGGUAUCCCCUAUGGGAUGUCAAUACCACCAGAAAAACCUGUAACAAGCUGGCUGGACAGCAAGCCAGUAUUGUCAACACUGACAACAUCCGUUGGUCUACCACUCCCACCCACCAUACCAAGCUUGGUCCCUUUUAUCAAAACUGAGGAGCCUCAGCCUAUUCCCAUCAGUCAUCCUUCAUCAAGUCCCCCAUGUUCUGUCAAAAGUGACUCCGGCUCCAUUGAUCCUGUUGGGAAAAACUCAAAUGGGCAUCUAACUGAGGGAGAGGUGUGUGUUCUACAGUCCUCUAACAACAAACUAGAAGAAAAUGCCCAGACACCAAGUGUCUCCACUAGUCAGAACAGUUCUGUAACCUCACCAACCACAGACUCGGGUUCAAGCAACAUGGUGACGUUCUCCAAUCCCCUAAUGCCUCUCAUGUCAGAGCAGUUUAAGGCCAAGUUUCCAUUUGGAGGACUGCUGGAUACAACACCAGGCUCUGAGACCUCAAAACUUCAGCAGCUAGUCGAAAACAUUGACAAAAAGGCAACCGAUCCCAACGAGUGUAUCAUUUGCCACCGAGUUCUGAGUUGCCAGAGUGCUUUGAAAAUGCACUACCGCACGCAUACGGGCGAGAGGCCAUUUAAAUGUAAAGUCUGUGGCCGCGCCUUCACAACGAAAGGAAAUCUAAAGACCCAUUAUAGUGUCCACCGUGCCAUGCCCCCAUUGAGAGUGCAACAUUCCUGCCCCAUCUGCCAGAAAAAGUUCACCAAUGCUGUUGUGCUCCAGCAGCACAUCAGGAUGCACAUGGGAGGCCAGAUACCCAACACGCCUGUGACGGAAAACUAUUCUGAGUCAAUGGAGUCUGAUACAGGGUCUUUUGACGAGAAGAACUUCGAUGAUCUGGAUAACUUCUCUGAUGAGAACAUGGAAGACUGUCCUGACAGUAGUGUGCCAGAUACACCGAAAUCUGUCGACGCAUCUCAGGAUAGUUUAUCUUCCUCGCCAUUGCCACCAGAAAUGUCAAGUAUAGCUGCUUUAGAAAAUCAGAUGAAGAUGAUCAAUGCAGGUCUUGCUGAACAACUUCAAGCAAGUUUAAAGUCUGUGGAGAAUGGUUCAGUGGAAGGGGACAUCAUGACGAAUGAUUCAUCAUCUGGUGGUGAUAUGGAAAGCCAAAGCGCUGGAAGUCCUGCUAUUUCGGAGUCUACCUCUUCCAUGCAGGCCUUGUCCCCAUCCAACAGCAUGACCGAUUACCACAAAUCGUUGAGCGUUGAAGAGAAACCACCAAGAACUUUAUCAAGUGACUUUACCAAUGGUUGGCCAUUGGCCCUUUCCAAUGGCGGUGCUUUGGACUUGACGUCAAACCACCCAGAGAAGAUGAUUAAGGAAGAGUCUCUGAGUAUGCUAUUUCCUUUCCGAGACAGAGGCAAACUGAAGAACACAGCCUGCGACAUAUGUGGCAAAACGUUUGCUUGUCAGAGUGCCUUGGACAUUCAUUACAGAAGUCAUACCAAAGAGAGACCAUUUAUUUGCACAGUUUGCAAUCGUGGCUUUUCCACAAAGGGUAAUUUGAAGCAGCAUAUGUUGACACAUCAGAUGCGAGAUCUACCAUCACAGCUCUUUGAACCCAGUUCGAACCUUGGCCCCAAUCAGAACUCUUCCUCGGCAAUACCCACUAUCUCACUCCCAUGUCUUAUAAAGACUGAGGUCAAUGGUUUCGUUCACGGCUCUCCUCAGGACAGCAAAGAGACGUCGCCCGGCCUGCUUGCUUCGGGGCCUUUCCCACCGUCAGCUACAUCCCCGGUCUUGCUUCCAGCUCUGCCCAGGAGAACGCCCAAACAGCACUACUGCAACGCUUGUGGGAAGACCUUUUCGUCCUCCAGCGCUUUGCAGAUCCACGAACGGACACACACAGGAGAGAAGCCUUUUGCCUGCACUAUCUGCGGAAGAGCUUUCACCACAAAAGGAAACCUUAAGGUUCACAUGGGGACGCAUAUGUGGAACAGCACACCUGCCAGGCGAGGCAGACGGCUUUCUGUGGAUGGCCCUAUGACUUUUCUUGGAAGCAACCCUGUCAAAUUUCCAGACAUGUUUCCAAAGGAUUUGGCGGUGAGGUCAGGAAAUGGAGACCCAUCUAGCUUCUGGAAUCAGUACGCAGCUGCGCUCUCCAACGGGUUGGCAAUGAAGACCAACGAGAUCUCGGUCAUUCAGAACGGUGGCAUCCCUCCAAUGCCUGGGAGCCUGGGCAAUGGCAGCAGUUCCCCCAUUAGCGGCUUGACGGGCAGCAUGGAGAAGCUCCCCAGUUCCGAACCUAAUGCGCCUCUAGCUGGUCUGGAGAAAAUGGCAAGCAGCGAGAACGGGACUCAUUUCCGUUUCACGCGCUUUGUAGAAGACGGCAAAGAGAUUGUAACAAAUUAGGACAAACGUUAUGGACGUUCCUGCAGAUAUUGCAACCUAAGGUUGUGUGGUGUUUUGUUUUGUUGGUUCUUUUUUUUUAGUUUUUUUUGGCAAAUUGACAAAACAACGACAUUAAAAAGACAUUCUUUUGUACCCUGUUUGACACCUAGAGACAGCUUAUUUAUUAGUGAUAUAAUUUCCUCCCUCUCCCUUUCUUUUUCUUUUUUUGUUUUGCAAACACAUUCAAGCAUUAACUUUGGUCUUCUGUAUUUUGGACUAAAUACUAAUUGACUAGAGUGCUGUAACAUUUAUGGCAACGAGAGUCUGUUCGGUUAGGUGGUCUCGUUCUGGCAUUUAACUUAUUUUCUAUAUCCAGCUUAACGUAAACUUUGGGUGGUGAUACAAUGCCUCCAUUUUUUCGCUCUCUCUCCCUCUCAUAACGAAAGUCUGUAUAUGUGUAUACUUCAAUCCCAAGGAGAAAAAAAAUAUUGGCAAAGUAUGUUGUUUAAUUCUCCAAACAGAUUUGCGCAGAGGAUUGGAAACGGACCAUAUAAAAUUGAACCAUAUGCAUCCUUCACAACAGACUCCGUUGUUCUUUUCUUGUUUUGUUCUGUUCUCAUCUCUAUUCUUAAAAAAACAAAUGGAACGGCUUUCAUUUGGGGGACGGGUAGACUUUAACCUUCUCUUCUCUCCUUUUGGGAUUGUCCUUUGUAUUGUGCUUUUUACUGGAGUUGUCUUAGAUGUUUAAUAAGUUUCUGUACAGUAAAUAAGCACGCGGAUGAAUAGAGGAGAUCCAAAAGUGUUGUUCCAGUAGUUUGAAAACUUUUUGCCUUGUAGGUAUAUUCGCUAUAGGGGGAAAAAAAUAAAACACAAGUGCUGGACUUUGUGCUGCUAUAAAAGGCAUCUUGAACAAACUUCCAUGGACAAAUUUAGAUGCUCUUGUACAUAUGAUGAGAAAUACCGAGUUCAUUAAAAUGUACAUAUGUUCUCAAUGAGCUCAAACCAACUUCUUGACCAAGAUCAAGUAUAGUGUUUGUUUAUUUUGUAUUAGGUAUGGGGAGGCGGGGGGAGAGAACACUUUGGACUGUUAUAUGCACUUUCUUGGAAAGCUGAAAGGAAAUAGGUCAAGUUUCUUUUAACGUUUAAUACUUACUAACAGCAGAGAUACUGUAAUUUUACGCCAGUUAUCAAAUACACUUUUUUCAACAGA
Molecule: messenger RNA, 13553 nt
Organism: Anolis carolinensis (green anole)
Lineage: Eukaryota; Metazoa; Chordata; Lepidosauria; Squamata; Anolidae
Gene: sall1
Product: spalt like transcription factor 1
Exons: 3
Coding region: 8366-12364 (1332 amino acids)
Biological process (GO): regulation of transcription by RNA polymerase II
Cellular component (GO): nucleus
Molecular function (GO): DNA-binding transcription factor activity, RNA polymerase II-specific; RNA polymerase II cis-regulatory region sequence-specific DNA binding
Source: RefSeq, a predicted model, not a curated record